This is a messenger RNA of Coccidioides posadasii C735 delta SOWgp, 1971 nucleotides long. RefSeq lists its product as uncharacterized. Gene Ontology annotation, molecular function: basic amino acid transmembrane transporter activity. Gene Ontology annotation, cellular component: fungal-type vacuole membrane. The record is from RefSeq and is a predicted model, not a curated record. Gene Ontology annotation, biological process: basic amino acid transport; transmembrane transport. NCBI's taxonomy places the organism in Eukaryota, Fungi, Ascomycota, Eurotiomycetes, Onygenales, Onygenaceae.
GUAACCGUUUCUCCUGUCAUAACUAUAUCAAAUGGAAUGAUGAUAUUCUGAGUCCUCUGCACCCCAGCAUCCCCACUCCGCGAAACCCGAUCCUCGGAUACGAACGGGACUAUCACUCACCGGCUGACCUGUCUCAAAAAUAAUUCCAGCACCAUGCAGUUCAGUACGCAUCCAUAAUUCGGUAGUGGAAUGUUAGUAAGGAGGAACCAAGAGGGGAGGAAUAGACCAAGAGCACGGAUAUCUUGCAAGAGAUGGCAGAAUCAUCAGAAACAACUCCACUCCUUCGCGACAAUGCGGCCGUGGAAAACGGCCAUCCCACGGCUGUACCCCCGCCUGCUGCAGAUGACUCCGAUGCACCUCUGGCGGACGAACCAACACCCAAGGAGCUGCUUGUCAUUCAAUCAAGUAUCUGGCUAGGGGUUUUCUUCGCUGCCUUGGAUGCCACCGUUGUUGCGACGAUCUCCGGUCCAAUUUCAUCGUCGUUCAAUUCCCUUUCCCUCCUUUCCUGGCUCGCUUCAGCAUACCUGAUUUCGAACGCCGCUUGUCAGCCUCUUAGCGGGAAACUAACCGAUAUCUUUUCACGUCGAACCGGCCUCGUAGUAUCGAACGUACUAUUUGGGCUCGGAAAUUUGAUCUGUGGUCUUGCCCAGGAUGAAUGGGUAAUGAUCUUCGGCCGGGUGGUGGCAGGAAUGGGCGGAGGAGGCUUGACGGCCAUUGCGACUUUUGUUACCUCCGAUCUUGUCCCGCUGCGCAAAAGAGGACUGUGGCAGGGUAUUGGCAAUAUAUGCUAUGGCGUGGGAAGCGGGCUGGGAGGAGUAUUUGGGGGUUGGGUCAAUGAUACUUGGGGCUGGCGUUGGGCAUUCCUGGUCCAGAUACCUUUUAUCGUGGUAUCUACUGUUUUGGUCUGGUGGAGGAUCAAAAUCCCUGUCAAAGAGACCGAUGUCUCACGCUGGCGGAGGGUUGAUUUCCUUGGAGCAGGAGCCUUGGUCCUGACGCUGGUCCUGCUUUUGUUCGGUAUAAACACCGGUGGCAAUCAAGUGCCAUGGAGCCAUCCUAUCGUUGUGGUUUCGUUGGUGCUGUCCGGCGUAUUCCUUUUCGUCUUUAUCUACAUUGAAGAGAAGGUGGCUUCUGAGCCUGUUAUCCCCGUUCGGCUGCUGACAGAUCGGACUGUCCUCUCCGCCUGUCUGACAAAUUGGUUUGGUACGAUGUCGAUAUUCGCUGUGUUCCUUUACGUGCCGCUUUACCUCCAGAUUCAGGGAUAUUCUACAACGCAGGCUGGUGCACGACUCAUCGCCCAAGCGGUGGGAACAUCCAUCGGGUCGCUGGGACUGGGACUUUUGAUGCGUGUUACCGGUCGUUACUUGUUCUUAAGCUAUGUGUCCGUUAUCCUUCUGGCUGUGGGUUCCAUUCUCUUCAACACCUUCACUCUCGGAACGCCGGCCUGGCCGCCGUUCCUGUACCUGUUUAUCGCUGGGCUCGGUUACGGUGGCAUGAUCACCGCCACCCUGGUAGCGUUGAUAUCCGCCGUUGCCCACGCACACCAGGCCGUCGUGACGUCAGCGUCCUACGCCUUCCGUAGCACUGGAAGCUCGAUCGGUAUCAGUAUCGCUUCUUCCGUUUUUCAGAAUAUCCUCAAGUCUGGUCUGUGGUCGCGGUUCGGUGGCCGCGAAGAGGCAGCACGCCUGAUCCCGAAAAUCCGUGAUAGUCUGGAUGAGAUCAAUCACCUCCCUGAGGGCUGGUUGCCAGGUGUGCUGGAUGCCUACAUGGAUGCCCUGAGGGCAGUGUUUGCAACAACUCUGGCCCUAUCUCUGUUGGGUGUUGUGGUGAAUUUUGGAAUGAGAGAACACAAACUGCAUGCGAAUCUGGCAAGAAAAUGAGCUUUUUUCUGUUGAUUGAUAUAUGGAUUGAGAACCCGCAGGGUUAACCAAAAAGCUGUGGAGUGUCUGGGCCUUUGCAAAAUACAUAGAUAGC